AGCUGCACUACAGUGUGCAGUGUGUUUUUUACUUUAACUUAUUACAUAAUUUUGCUAUCUCAUCCUACACUAUAAAUUAAAUUGAGUGCAUACACUUGAGUAUCUUGAGUAUAAAUUGAGUGCAUAACAGUUGGUCCAACGUAGUUUCAUGCUCUAUAUGAGUUCUGCACGAAGUACAAUAAUGUUAGCUAGAAAAUUUGUCCUCAAGAAAGCCUUUGACGGUUUUCCAAAAUUGUCCGAUUUCGAAUUAGUGGAGGAGACAUUGCCUAAAGAGCUGCAGGAUGGAGAAAUACUUGCAAAAGCAGAAUGGCUAACAGUGGAUCCAUACAUGAGAUUGCGUAGUAAAGCCGGCGAACAAAUGCCUGGAGGUCAAAUUGCAAGGGUUUUACAAAGCAAAAAUGCAGAAUUUCCUGAAGGGUCACAAAUUGUUGGAGGGUUCGGCUGGAGAGAUUUGACGAUUUACAAACCAGUCAAAGGAGGAGUUCGAACGUACAACACAAUUCAUCAAAUGCCAGACAUGAAAGGUCUUCCAGAUGCAUAUGCGUUGGGUGUGGUUGGAAUGCCAGGAAACACUGGAUAUUUCGGAUUAAUGGACAUUUGUAAACCAAAAUCGGGUGAAACGCUUGUUGUCACUGCAGCUGCUGGUGCCGUCGGCAGUACCGUGUGCCAAGUCGGAAAAAUAAAAGGGUGCAAAGUUAUUGCAUUCGCCGGGUCUGAUGAUAAACUCAAGUGGCUGAAAGAUGAUGUAGGUGUUGAUCAUGCCUUCAACUAUAAGGGCGCAGAUUUAGACGCUAUCUUUAAAAAAUAUGCACCGGAAGGAAUUGACUGUUACUUUGAUAAUGUCGGUGGUGAAUUUAAUUAUCACGUUGUGCGAAAUAUGAAAGACUUUGGACGAAUUUCUCAAUGUGGUUCAAUUGGAACAUAUAAUGUUAAAGGGGGUCAAAUUCCAUUGGUGCCAUUUGAUUAUCCAACAUUCCGAAUUAAACACAUCAAAAUGGAGGGGUUCAACGUUGGACGAUGGAAUGACGUAUGGUUCGAUGGGUUACUCCAACUAAGAGACUGGGUUUUAGAGGGGAAAAUCAAAGUGCAACAAAGUGUAACUGACGGGUUUGAAAAUAUGCCACAAGCAUUUAUUGAAUUACUCGAGGGAAAGAACACUGGAAAACAAAUUGUUAAAGCAUAGUAUUGUUUCAAUACUUGUAAACCGUCUAAAUAAAAUCAACAACAAUAUGAAAUUAAA
Molecule: messenger RNA, 1240 nt
Organism: Folsomia candida
Lineage: Eukaryota; Metazoa; Arthropoda; Collembola; Entomobryomorpha; Isotomidae
Product: prostaglandin reductase 1-like
Exons: 9
Coding region: 149-1183 (344 amino acids)
Biological process (GO): prostaglandin metabolic process
Cellular component (GO): cytoplasm
Molecular function (GO): 15-oxoprostaglandin 13-reductase [NAD(P)+] activity; 2-alkenal reductase [NAD(P)H] activity
Source: RefSeq, a predicted model, not a curated record